Molecule: messenger RNA, 2303 nt
Organism: Humulus lupulus (European hop)
Lineage: Eukaryota; Viridiplantae; Streptophyta; Magnoliopsida; Rosales; Cannabaceae
Product: protein SUPPRESSOR OF GENE SILENCING 3
Exons: 6
Coding region: 148-1950 (600 amino acids)
Biological process (GO): defense response to virus; regulatory ncRNA-mediated gene silencing
Source: RefSeq, a predicted model, not a curated record
AGAGCCUUUCUAUUCACGCCAUUUCUGACUUGUUGUCUACACUAGUACAGACUACAGAGUCUCAGUGUUCUUCACUCUCAUCUCUUCUGGUCCUGGUCUACGUCUUUGGUUCUUCUUCUCUUUCUUUCGGAGAAAGUGAUUGGCAAGAUGAGCUCAAGAAGGGCAUCGUCGUCGUCGUCAUCAAACAAGGGUAAAGCUGUAGUAGAUAGUUUUGAGCAGCUGAGCAAUAGUGUCGAAGGCCUUUCUAUUGAGUCAUCGCAGGACGACGGAAAGUGGGAGGAGGUGAUUACCAAGAAAUCCAAGAACAGAGCUGGAAACAAUGCUGCCAAACAAUGGCCUUCUCAAAAUAACAAUUCUAAUGCUUGGAUUAAGAAACCUGCUAUCGGAGGAAACUCAAGGCAUUUGUCGUCCACUCCCCAGCCUUACCACAAGGCCUCUCAACCUCAACCUCAACCUGCUAUUGCUCCGCCGCUACAACAUGGUUGGAACUGGCAAUCCAGACCUGCUAAUCAACAGCCUGCAGACACAACCCCUGUAACGAAUCCUUCUGAUGACGAGGAUGACAAUAAAGAUGAGACAUAUGAUGACGAUGAUGAAUCUGAAGAUAUGGAGGAUUUCUCGGACGAUGAUGAGUUUGACUCCGAUUCGAGUGAAAAGAGCCAUGAAACUCUUAAGAAGAUGAAAUGGUUUGCUAAAUUUUUCAAGAUCAUUGAUGAACUGAAAGUAAACGAGAUUAAUGAUCCUGAUAGGCAAUGGCACUGCCCAGCGUGCCAAGGUGGUCCUGGCUCCAUUGAUUGGUACAGGGGCUUGCAGCCCUUAAUGACUCAUGCCAAAACAAAAGGGGGUGACAAGAUGAAACUUCAUAGAAAGUUCGCUGAAAUUUUGGAGGUGGAGUUGCGAAAUAAAGGAACUUCAGUUGUACCUCCUGGUGAAACAUUUGGUAAAUGGAAAGGAUUACAAGAUGAGGAGAAAGAUCAUGAGAUUGUCUGGCCUCCUAUGGUCCUUGUCAUGAACACUAAGUUAGAACAAGAUGAUAAUGACAAGUGGAUUGGAAUGGGUAAUCAAGAGCUUCUUGAAUACUUUAACUCCUACCAUCCGGCAAAGGCUCGACAUGCAUAUGGUCCACAAGGCCAUCGUGGGAUGAGUGUUCUAAUAUUUGAGUCAUCAGCGAGGGGUUACUUGGAGGCCGAACGGCUCCAUAAGCAUUUUGUAGGGCAUGGAUCAGAUAGGGAUGCUUGGAAUCGUCGCAAUCGUACAUUAUUUUUACCUGGUGGGAAGCGCCGACUUUAUGGCUUUCUGGCUGUUAAAGAAGAUUUGGAUGUAUUUAACCAACAUUCCCAAGGAAAGGCUAAGCUGAAGCAUGAGAUGAGAUCAUAUCACGAAACGGUCGUGACCGAGAUUAGACAAAUGAGCGAGGACAAUCAACAACUUGGCUAUUACAAGGACAAAUACAGCAGAGAACAAAGGCAUGCUAAAGCUCUUAAAGAAUCUUUUGAUGUGGUUUCUAAUAAGCUGCGCAAGACAAUUGCGGAAAGUCGUAUUGUGAGACAUAGGACCAAGAUGCAGCAGGACGAGAACAAAGAAGAGAUGAUCUUGCAAGAAGAGUUUUUCAAGGACCAACUGAAGAUUAUCCAUGAUUCAAGAGAUGUCAAAGAGGAAAAUUUUGAGAGGCUGCAACAGGAAGAACGUGAAAAGGUGAAGGUGUCCAAAUCCAAGGCCAAGACUUCAAAUAAUGCAGUUGAGACUGGAGCUGAAGAAAUUUCCAAGUUUGUGGAAUUACAAGAGAAAGAAAUGGAGCAAUAUGUGGAGGAGAGGGAGAAGCUAGAAAAAGCUCACGAAGAGAAGAUUAAGGAAAUGAAAAAAAGACAUUGGGAGGAGGAAGUACAACUUGAGGCGGAGCUGAACGAGAAAUUGGCUCAUCUUAUGGAGAAAUACUCUCCCAAAGAGUGAUUCAUUCGUUGUAAACCACCAUAUACAACUGAAAAAGAUGUUCAAAUAUAUUGGUGCCAAAAUCUUGCUUCAUGUGAACUCACCGAUUUCAAUCUAAAUAGGUCGACGCAAAUGUUUUUAUUAUUAAUGACUUUUUAAUGAGGGAUUAUACAGCUUGGUCCUUUACUCUUUACUAUGAGAAACCAAUUGAUCAUGUUUUGUAUCAGAAAAGAUGAGCUAUUAUGGUGUGAAGUUAGUAUGUAAUCUCUUUGGAGAAAUUUUCAUAAUUAUCAAAAUAUUAUGUAGGCGUGUGCUAUUCAUGGCAUCUUGACACAUGUAAAUAUGUAUUCUAAAUUUUCAUGGGUCCUUAUAAU